Messenger RNA from Cucurbitaria berberidis CBS 394.84, 1360 nucleotides. RefSeq names its product carbon-nitrogen hydrolase. Gene Ontology annotation, molecular function: hydrolase activity, acting on carbon-nitrogen (but not peptide) bonds, in linear amides. The record is from RefSeq and is a predicted model, not a curated record. The coding region runs from base 206 to 1054 and encodes 282 amino acids. The transcript is spliced from 3 exons. Lineage: Eukaryota; Fungi; Ascomycota; Dothideomycetes; Pleosporales; Cucurbitariaceae.
GACCAGUUGGCAUGAAUAGUGUGAAGCCCUUCCACUCCAUAAAUAAUUUAGGGUAUAUCUUAAGACUCGCGGCGGAUCUCGUCAUGUUUUUACCCAACUUAGCCUAGCCAUUCUGGUGCCAUGGCUAUCCGUGACGACGUGAUUUGCUGUUCUAUACCCUACAACGACGUCGGACACUUACUGGAACUCUAUGAAAGUACUAAAAAUGCCUUUAGCAGCAGUCGGACAAAUCCGCUCUACAGCCUCAAUAGCUCACAACCUAAGCCAAUGUCAGAAGCUCGUGCAAAGAGCAAAAGAAGCCGGCGCAAAGGCACUCUUCCUCCCAGAAGCGUCUGACUACAUCGCAAUAAACGGAAACCACCUCUGUAAAUCCGUCGAGGAGUCCGACUUCGUCCUCGGUCUACAGCGAGAAGCAAAAAGGUACAGUCUACCCAUCAACGUCGGCGUCCACGAACCUGCCGCAGACCAAAAAGUAAAGAAUACAUCGCUAUGGAUCGACGAAACCGGUUCCAUCACGCAGAGAUACCAAAAACUGCAUCUCUUUGACGUCGACAUCAAGAACGGCCCUCAGCUCAAAGAAUCAAACAGCGUGGAGCGCGGAAAAGAGAUUCUAGCGCCCUUUGCCACGCCCGUCGGCUCGGUGGGGCUACAGAUUUGUUUCGACCUGCGCUUUCCCGAACCCGCCCUGGCCCUUCGAGCGCGCGGUGCUCAAAUCUUGACCUAUCCAUCUGCAUUCACAGUCCCAACAGGAAAUGCGGGGCAUUGGGAGAUUCUCUUGCGAGCACGCGCGAUCGAAACGCAGAGCUAUGUUGUUGCGGCUGCGCAAGUGGGCGUGCAUGAUGAAGAGGGGAAGAGGAGGAGUUACGGUCAUAGUAUGAUUGUUGAUCCAUGGGGGAAGAUCAUCGCGGAAUUGGGUGGCGAAGAUGAUGACAAGGGUCGGGGGUUGAAUGAGGGUGAGAUUGCACUUGCGGAGAUUGACUUAGAGAAUUUGGAAAAGGUUAGACGGGAGGUUCCGCUUAUAAGGAGAACGGAUGUGUAUCCUGAAAUUGUCUGAGGCUGAGGAAACAUGAACCACUUGAGCCGUAGUGCCGAGCGAAUAGUCUACCAGCAAGCCGUGCCUGUUAUGUAGAUCGUAAGUCUAUAACCUAUAUUUUGAGACACACUGUACAUUGUAUUAUCCAGGUCCAGUCUCAGCAUCUAGCCAACACCGACAUCUUGCUUGCCGCUCCCCAAGAAUGGAAUGAAUGUGGAGCAGUAGGACUACCCAUCCCCAUCCACGAAAGUCAAAUCGAGUCCCCCCAACAACCGCGCCUUUCCCAUAAGAUCCAAAUACGCAAGCGAAUGAUCUUUUUUAUCGGUG